UAUAUGUAUAUUUUCAGAUUUUUAGUUAGAGCCAACACUGUUUAAUAAAACAUGUUCUGAUUCUGCUGGUGUUAUCCCCAGCUAGAAAUUGGUUGCCAAGCAUUGCAUCAUUCCUUUCAUGUGACUCCCAUACGCCCCAAAUUCGUCCUGGCCGUCUUAUGACUGCAUCACAAUUGCUGCUCGUACAAACUAUACAGGCUCGGUGAAGAGAACAACCAGCCCAGACGACCUCCAGCAGCCCGCCUCGGCGCUCGUUUCCCCUCACUCGAUUGGAUGUCGCCAAGGGAAAGAUCUUAACUCCGCGCUCCGGAUUGAGCCGUCACGACGCCGCUCAUCCCAGUCAAAGCUAGGCUGUGACGAAGCCCGUCUUCCCGUGCAUAGUUCGGUUGGCCUGCCCCCCUCCAUAUAAACACCGCCGGGAGUUUCCGAAAAAUCACAUUCAGCCGUCAAGACUGAACAAUGGUUAACAUGAGCUAUCACCAAUUUUUACUAAAACAUCCACAUUCGAGUUCAAGACAGUCGAGAAGGCGAGCGAAUAGAAGAAAAAGGAAUUGUUGGGACAGGCUAUCUCCAACAAAUUGGCAGACUUGAUUAACAGAGACUUUCGAAAGGUCCAGUGUGAACCGUGUGGCCGAGUAUCUGUGAGUUGUGACUGACUGGCGAGAUGACUGCCGAGUGGCUACACCUGCCCCCGCCGUACCCCCCUGGCGUGGGGCCGUUGUGUGGUGCAGAGUUGGAGGCGUGGUAUGAGGACCUGCAGGAUAUUCUGGGCUCCGACACGGGAGGGGCAAAACUAGCACGUGCCCCCACAUGCACCGAGAAGGAGCCGGAGUUUCUGGAUGUUCUGGAGAGUUGUUCUCUGACGUGGCUGACGGACGGAAGCCAGACGUGGGGCGAGGGUGUCCAGAGGGCAACAGAGGAGAUCCACAACACCCAGCCUCUGCAUCACACCUCAUCAUCAUCUUCUUCCUCUUCCUCCUCCUGCAUGAGUCCAGCUGUUGCAGAAGAGCGGCGGGCAGAGGCUGAGAGUGGGAGAAGUGGAGAUAGCUCGGCGGGAGGUGGCAGUGAUCUGCUGCCUCCUGAGUUUUUCGAGUUGCUGAGUGAAGGAGGAGUGGGAAUGGUGGAUCCGAGCGGAGCAGUGAUCAGCGGUGGCUAUUAUUAUCAUCACCAUCAACACCACCAGGCUAAUAAUGUCCAACCUGCGUCUCCCUCAGCCAGCGAGGAGGAACUGCCCUGUGUCCCCGAUUCUCCAUCCUGCUCCUCCUCAGCCUCUCAGUCGCCAUCUCAAAAUUGUUCUUCCCCCUCCUCACCUGUCUCUUCUCCCUCUGUCUACCCAUCCUCGCGCCUGGGAAAACGCAAGAGAACCACCAGCGAGAGGGCCAACAGUGCCUUGUCCUCUUUCGCCUCCUCCACACAACGAACAUCCUCAUCCUACUCGUCAGCCAAAAAGAGUCGCAAAGAAAGAGAGCAGGAGAACGAGAGGAAGGUACAGGAGCUGACGGAGCAGAACGAGCGUUUGAAAGCAGAGAUUGAAAGGCUUGGAGAGGAGGUACAGAGGACACGUAGAGCCCUGAUAGAGAGACUAGUCAACACCAGGAAAUGAGGAGGAAAUGGAAGACAGGAAUAAAAAGAUGACAGGUCCUACAGAAUUGGAAUAAGCAGUGGUGGGAAAAGGAAAGGUGUAAUACAGUGGUCAUGAAAUGCCUCUUAGACAGGAAGGAUGGAAACCAAAGAUAUUUUAUAAGCAAGAUGAUUUUUUUAUGAAAAGACAGAGCUUAAGAUGGCACAAAGUCGCAAAGUGAUGAAAGUCAAGAGAAGAAAAGGCACAGAGAGAAGGGGCUGCAACAGCAUUGCGGCAAAUGAAAAGACACAGCAUGUAUAAAAGAAACGGUAGAACAGGCAGCUCUAAGUGCAGUGAUACAGUGGUUUUGAUGAAUGUUUGUCAUAUUAAAGAAUGCCUAACUCGAAGUUCCUCCAAAUAGGAUGGCACAAAAAAAAAA
Molecule: messenger RNA, 2000 nt
Organism: Larimichthys crocea (large yellow croaker)
Lineage: Eukaryota; Metazoa; Chordata; Actinopteri; Sciaenidae
Gene: ddit3
Product: DNA-damage-inducible transcript 3
Exons: 4
Coding region: 665-1603 (312 amino acids)
Biological process (GO): ER overload response; negative regulation of transcription by RNA polymerase II; intrinsic apoptotic signaling pathway in response to endoplasmic reticulum stress
Cellular component (GO): cytoplasm; CHOP-ATF4 complex; CHOP-C/EBP complex
Molecular function (GO): RNA polymerase II cis-regulatory region sequence-specific DNA binding; DNA-binding transcription activator activity, RNA polymerase II-specific; transcription factor binding
Source: RefSeq, a predicted model, not a curated record